Messenger RNA from Macroventuria anomochaeta, 1661 nucleotides. RefSeq lists its product as uncharacterized. NCBI's taxonomy places the organism in Eukaryota, Fungi, Ascomycota, Dothideomycetes, Pleosporales, Didymellaceae. The transcript has a single exon. The coding region runs from base 141 to 1544 and encodes 467 amino acids. The record is from RefSeq and is a predicted model, not a curated record. Gene Ontology annotation, molecular function: DNA-binding transcription factor activity, RNA polymerase II-specific; zinc ion binding; transcription cis-regulatory region binding. Gene Ontology annotation, cellular component: nucleus. Gene Ontology annotation, biological process: positive regulation of transcription by RNA polymerase II.
CGCAUCUUCGCCUACCAAACACUAAUCCUUCACCUCCGCCCUCUCCAAUAAUGCCCCGGUGGUGAUGCACGCAUUCUCGCCCAUGGAUAAUUGACUAUCCGACCAACUCCGGGACGAGGUUUUCCAAUUGCCUGCCGAGUAUGGUUGAGCCGAAGCCACGCCAGCGAAAAUUUGCCCCACGCUCCCGGACAGGAUGCUUGACGUGCCGUGCCAGGCGAAAGCGCUGCGAUAAUCGGCGUCCGCAAUGCGAGAACUGCACGCGUCUGAACCUCUCCUGCGAAUGGCAGGCGCAGCGAAAACUGAUUCAGGAUGCAGAUUCGAAUUCCAGUUCGAGUCCCGAAGAAAUUGUCGAAAGUGUGCCGGACUCGCUGGGUUGCUGGGAUAUGCUUCCUGGCGAAGCUGGGGCUGAAAGACAGCACCUGCUGCAGUACUAUAUCGAAAAGUUCGUACCCAGUGUAUCAGUGGCGACAACACCGACCAGUUUCUACACAUCGCUGUAUAUGCCGUGGGCCUUUCAAAUUGAUGGCAUGCUGGAUGCCAUUCUUGCUUUGUCAUCAGCUCAGCUCGCACGGCGCACUGACGAUAAGGAUCGUGAGGCGCAUCUUCGAGCGGUGUCUCUGCGACAUCAAAGGAAAUGCAGCGGAUUCAUCAAAGAGCGUCUGUCACCAACGGGUCAACCUCUGCGGGACACUUACCAGGUCGUUGCCAUCAUCCUGCUAUUGGUGGGGCUGGAAGCACUCAAGGGCAACAAGAGUACGACAUGGAUUCAGCAGCUCAAGUGUGUGCGCAAGAUUCUGGACACAUUGUCUCCAGAGCAAAGUAUUGUCGAUUGUAUCGAGGUUGACUCGUUGCAUCGGCACUUCACGUACCACUACGCAAUGGCAUCGGUCAUGUCUCAAGUGUCAGCGUCAGCAACUACUUCGGCGCCCGCUCUUGAGCGUGAUUUGUUGCCCAUGCUCAACGUCGCCAUGCCGUUGACCAUUGACCCCUUGAUGGGUAUCUCAUAUCAGCUUUGCGACCUUAUCAGCAAGAUUCAAUACGUUGUCAACCCGGAUCCAGCAUUCCCACAACUUACGGAAGCAACGUUCAAUGCGAUCGAAAACGGCAUCCAGACCUGGACAUACGAGAGCCCGUUCUCUUCUGGGGUCGACCUUCCAGUCGCACUUGAUCUGAUUGCGCUGGCUGAAUCGUAUCGUCUGUCUGCACUGAUCCAGCUGUAUCGCAACUCGAAAGCACACGCAUCGCUUGUGCCAGGAUGUGCUGCCCGCGCAAUGGAGUUCAUCAUGAGGAUACCCUCCGGUAGUCCUGCAGAGUCGAGUCUACUAUACCCCAUCUUCAUGGCCGGCGCCGAGCUGGACAGUGAGGUGGCUAUCGACCGUUUGACAAAGAGGCUGAAGGACAUUUCCGACCGCAACCGGUACGAGAAUAUUGAUAGUGUUCAAAAAGUGCUCAAGGAGGUCUGGCGGCCGAAGCUGGAAGGCGGGACACGAAGAUGUUGGGAAGAUGUGCUGCGAGAAUGGGAGUGGUCUUUCACCCUUGGAUGAGAACUGGAUCUUCGAGACGACACGGCAGACAACGCUUUCGAAUCCGGUGCAGGAUGUGGCGCUGAGAUUAGAACAAUCCGCAGUCAGUCUUUCAGCUCCACAUCAACCGUGGGUCGG